AUGGACAUAACAAAGAUGGAUAGAUACGUUGGACCGGUAAACCCGGCACACUUCCCUCAACUCACGACAGCGCUAUGUGGUCUAGGCCUUUUCUUCAUGGCAUGGUUCCUUGUGUAUGAGGUGACGUCCAACAAAUAUACUCGUAAUAUUGCCAAGGAGCUGUUGAUUGCCACAAUCGCCGCCUUUUUCCUAGGUUUCGGUUCGCUUUUCCUUCUUCUCUGGGUUGGAAUCUACGUUUAA
Haemonchus placei is the source of this 240-nucleotide messenger RNA. The record is from the annotation of a GenBank genome assembly. NCBI's taxonomy places the organism in Eukaryota, Metazoa, Nematoda, Chromadorea, Rhabditida, Trichostrongylidae.